Zalophus californianus (California sea lion) is the source of this 348-nucleotide messenger RNA. Its product is annotated as ubiquitin-conjugating enzyme E2 variant 1-like. Gene Ontology annotation, cellular component: nucleus. The coding region runs from base 1 to 348 and encodes 115 amino acids. The record is from RefSeq and is a predicted model, not a curated record. Lineage: Eukaryota; Metazoa; Chordata; Mammalia; Carnivora; Otariidae. The transcript is spliced from 2 exons. Gene Ontology annotation, biological process: protein K63-linked ubiquitination; DNA damage tolerance.
AUGAACAGAUCCAGUACCUCCGUGGUGGAGAAAAUGUGCAACAGUGACGCAAGAUGGCAGCCACUACGGGCUCGGACAAUUUAUGAAAACCGAAUAUACAGCCUUAAAAUAGAAUGUGGACCUAAAUACCCAGAAGCACCCCCCUUUGUAAGAUUUGUAACAAAAAUUAAUACGAAUGGAGUUAAUAGUUCUAAUGGAGUGGUGGACCCAAGAGCCAUAUCAGUGCUAACAAAAUGGCAGAAUUCAUAUAGUAUCAAAGUUGUCCUGCAAGAGCUCUGGCACCUAAUGAUGUCUAAAGAAAACAUGAAACUCCCUCAGCCACCUGAAGGACAGUGUUACAGCAAUUAA